AUGGAGGAGACCCACAGGCUGCGUUUAGAGUACAGCCCCCAUCUAGAACCAUCGUUCGCUGUGCCACAGACGUGUCUGUUGUGGUUCCGCGAAGGCGACCGUAAGAACUGGAAGUUUCCGUACGCGAUGCCGGCUAUCGGACGGUUGGCCAACGGUCAGCAGUAUCUCUGGCGAAUGCACCCCCAGCGGGAUCGAAACUCGGUCCACCGAGAAGGCUAUUUUAGCCUAGAUUCGGUAGAGGCACCCGAAAGUGAAGAGGCCGUUCCGUCUGCCGAUCGAACACUGGUCGAGGUCGUGCCCAUAACGCAACCGAUCGCCGACUUCGAAUCAGUGUUACUCGAUGUCCGGUUAGAUUGUGCCGUGGUAGACACAACGCUACUGGUUGCCAAGGAUUGCUUGCACGUGCUGCUCCGUUCGUUUCUUAGUUUAUCCUUUUUCUGUCGCGGUGCGCGACUCGAUUUCAGCAAAAUGCGCCACAAAGGGCUUUGUGAAGCGUACGUAAAGGACACGACCGGGCCACCGACCGGUUACGGCUCGCUUGGAAAGGGAACGCGUAUCGAAAUCGGCCGCAUUCUGUACCAUUCCGUCCGGCACAAUGUGUGGCAGGGUAAGCGGCUCGGAGGUGUUACCGAAGCUCGUCAACAGUUGACCGACGCGCUGGUCACCAGACGGUCAUCGCUCCUGCUCGCCGGACCGAGCGGUACGGGAAAGUACACGAUGGUCAAAUCGUUGGCCGUGGACCACAACUACCCCCUGUUUGAGGUGCGCGGACUACACUUUAUCCGUUCGUUGCCCGGUGAAACGGAGGCCGAACUGCGGAAGAUAUUCCAGCGCUUGGAGCACUUCGAAGAGCUGAUCGACGACGGGCGGCCAAUUCUUCUGCUGGUGAAGGACAUCGAUAUGAUAUGCCCGAAGAACAGCGCCAAAAAGGGAGAGGAUUCGUCCAACAUCUCCCGCAUCGCUUCACAGUUCCUGGCGCUGAUCGAUCAGUACCUAGAGUCAUCGAGUAACCUAGUCAUAAUCGGCACCACAUCCUGCAUCGAGAACCUGGACCCGCGGCUGAGAAGGCCAGGUCGGUUAGUGAAAGAGAUUACACUCGGGAUACCGUCCCGCGAGCAGCGGAUCGACAUUCUGCGCUCCUUCGAAUCGGACAGCACCUUUACGCCAGCGCAGCUAGAAGAAAUGGCCCACCGAACGACGGGAUACGUUGGCGCAGAACUGCAGCUUCUUUACUUCAACGUGACCCGAGAGAGAGAUCGGCGAAACCUUUCGUUUCAGGACGCACUGACCGCGGCACAGCGGAAACAUCGACCGGGCGCACUCCGGAACGCGAUCGGAUUGGUCGGCGAGGAUCGGUCGCUGAACCUCGAUUCGUUCGGUGGCCUGCAGCAGCUAAAGACGUUGCUACGGUUGUGCGUCGUGCAGCAGCUGAAAAAUCCGGCCCGCUUCCGGCAGCUCGGUAUUAGCCCGUUGAAAGGCAUCCUACUGUACGGUCCGCCCGGGUGUGCCAAAACCACACUCGCCAAGUGCCUUGCGGCCGAGUCCGGCAUGACGUUUCUGUCACUUUCGGCGGCCGAGAUCUACUCACCGUACGUUGGCGAUGCCGAGCGGCUUAUCACGCGCGUGUUCAACGAGGCUCGCAUGAACGCUCCGGCCGCAAUCUUUUUGGACGAAAUCGAUUCCCUCGUGGGUAACCGGGGAACAGCAGGAAUGUCCGGAACGGGCGUGUCCGUCAACAUGGGCGUUCUGUCGACGCUUUUGCUCGAAAUGGACGGCAUUGGCCAGGCCGAACAAACGGCCAGUCUGUUGAGUGAGGAUGCGAAGCGGGUCGUAGUGCUUGCGGCCACUAAUCGGCCCGAUAUGGUCGAUGAUGCACUACUGCGACCGGGCCGUCUAACGAAACUGAUCCACAUUCCUGCUCCGGAUGAGCAAACGCGAGUGGAAAUACUCCGUAAGACCGGAGAGGCCACGCCAUUCGCUCCGGAUGUGAACUUAAAGCGGCUGGCCGAACGUACGGAGCGAUAUUCUGGUGCCGACCUUACAAAUCUCUGCUCACAGGCAGCAUUGGUGGCAGCAACGGAGAACCUUAGCGCAGCAGUGGUCACGAUGGCACACUUUGAAGCAGCACUGCAAGACGUCCGCCCUUCGCUAACACAGGAGCAGAUCGACUGGUACUACGCUUACGAGGCCAACAAGCGAACAUGAUGAGCUCAUUGCUUUAGAAAGGAUUCAAAAAUUGUAUAUUAAAAGGAACAGGACAGGGAAGGGUCAGUUUUAACCAAACACUUCAUCGGUAUCGUCAUCUUCGAAUGCUGGCUCAUGUGACAAGCGUUCCCGAAUCUGCUCGAUCUGCCCGAACAGCCUCAGGUAGUUCUCGCCCGCAAUUUUCCGUAUAUCUUGCUUUGGCCACGCCGGAUACGU
This is a messenger RNA of Anopheles cruzii, 2421 nucleotides long. RefSeq names its product ribosome biogenesis protein SPATA5L1. The coding region runs from base 1 to 2205 and encodes 734 amino acids. Lineage: Eukaryota; Metazoa; Arthropoda; Insecta; Diptera; Culicidae. The record is from RefSeq and is a predicted model, not a curated record. The transcript is spliced from 2 exons. Gene Ontology annotation, molecular function: ATP hydrolysis activity; ATP binding.